AUGGCCUAUGAUGUACCCACUCAAGAGUUCUUAACUCGGGACUGUGUCACGGUAGCUGUGGAUGCAGUUGUAUACUACAGAGCAAGGGAUCCGAUCGCUUGUCUCUCGGAGGUGUGCGACGCUCAUUAUUCAACUAGACAAUUAGCACAAGCAACUCUGCGGAACACUAUUGGAACCCGGACUCUGGUUCAAAUAAUGGGCGAUCGAGAUGGAAUUGCUACACAGGUUGAGCGCAUUCUCGAUAGAGCAGAAAGGUUCAUGAAGGAAAAGCUUCCAGCAACGUCUACGUGGGGAAUUCGCGUUGAAAGAGUUGUGAUCAAAGAUAUACGUCUUCCAACAGAACUGUGUCGGGCUAUGGCUGCCGAAGCUGAAGCAGGCAGAGCUGCGGAAGCUAAGCUGAUUUUUGCCAUCGGAGAAUUGAAUGCUUCCAGUGCACUGCGGCAAGCAGCAGAUGAGCUCACUUCAUGUCCUUUAGCCGUACAAUUGAGGUACAUUCAUUCGCUCAUCAAAAUAUCAGCCCAUGACAAUCACACGAUUGUGUUGCCGUUGCCAAUGGAACUUGUUCAAGGCCUUUCAGAAUCACUCAUUCAACAAAAUCAUGAUUCAUGUGACGGGACUCUACAAGACUAA
Messenger RNA from Cooperia oncophora, 630 nucleotides. Lineage: Eukaryota; Metazoa; Nematoda; Chromadorea; Rhabditida; Trichostrongylidae. The record is from the annotation of a GenBank genome assembly.